GACAAUUGCGCGCAUUUUAUUUCUGCGCUGUCAAAUUCUGCAAGCUACAAACAAUUCUAACCUAUCUAAUAUUGUCGGCACAUGGAAUAAAAUACGAAGAAAUUCUCUUAUUAUGGAACUUGAUGAGUCUAUUUUGAUGCAAAAACAGGUAAAAGACAAUUCAGAGGAUUUACGAAGUGAAUUUUUGGACUUGAAAAAUUGGGAAGAGGAAAUGAAACGAAAAGAACAAGAGCUAUUGAAUGAACGCACUGAACAGAAUGUUCUACCUCCAGUCAGAAGUAAAAAUAAGAAAAAAUGUGUGAAAGAAGUAACAGAAAGUAAAAAGACUGAAAAUUCCAAACGAAUAAAAUCUUCCGAUUAUGCAUCAUGGGAGAAAUUUGAUGUUGUCAAAGCGUGCAAGGAAUUAGAUAAAGAGGAUCGAUCCAGUGAAUCCUCAGAUGAAACUAUGUCUCAGGAAGAAUUGGAAAAAGAUCACGACAAAGCAUUAGUACACAAAGAACAAGGCAAUAUUUUUGUGCAACAAAAGAAAUGGGAUAAAGCAAUUGCUUCAUACAGCGAGGCAAUAAAAAUUUUUCCUUAUGAUGCUAUAUUUUAUGCCAAUCGUGCACUUUGUUAUUUAAAACAAGACAACUUAUAUUCAGCAGAAGCAGAUUGUUCAUCUGCCAUACAGUUAGAUGAAACUUAUAUCAAAGCUUAUCAUCGACGAGCUAUAGCCAGAAUGGAAUUGAAACAAUAUAAAGAGGCAAAGAACGACAUAGAAAAAAUGUUGAUAUUAGAACCUUCCAAUAAGGAAGCAAAGGCUUUGCUUAGUCAAAUUAAUAAACGACUUGAAAACUUAAAGCCAAUUAUUAUAUCUGAUCAAGACACAACCGCAGAUAUUCCGAUAGAGAAAAAAAUUGCAGAGAAGAUGUUUGAUAAUGUAAAAUCAAAUAAAAAAUUAAUCGAAAUAAUAGAGGAUAAUAAUAGAAAGGAUAGUAUAAAUAACACAGGAGCUAUUGCAAAACCAACAGCCAUAAAUCUAACAAAAUCAAAGAGAGAUCCACGAAUUCCAGAUUGGCUACCAGAAAAAGAUAAUGUAGUAGUUGUAGAACCUAUUAAGAAACCUCCUCAUUUAUGUUCAAAAGAACCAUUAAUAAGAAUACCUGUGCAAGAAGCUGAUUUAACAAAAUCUUAAAAAGAAAUUAAAGUAUCUUGCAAUGAAAAUCAGCAUCUAGAAUUAUCAAAUGUACAUUCUGAUAAUACAAAGCAUAGGAAAAACGUUACACAACCUAAACCAGAAGUAAGCUUUAUCGAAAAUAUAGAAAUACCUCCCAUUCCAAGAACUGCAAUCCAAUUCAUAGUAAAUUGGAAAAGAUAUACUUUAUCUGAUAUACGAUACAAAUAUUUAAAGCAAAUACCGCCAUGUAACUUACCAAACAUGUUUCAAGAUUCACUGGAAAGUAAUAUUUUUAGUGAUAUUUUAAUAAUACUCAAAACGGAGUUUAUGAAAAGAGGAGAACCUAUAUUCUCGUAUCUAAAACAUCUCACUGAUGUCAAAAGAUUUAGAGCUCUCGUUAUGUUUAUCAGUAAUUUAGAAAAACAAGAUUUGAAGCUCAUGUUCUCAUAUUGUAAAACAUCAGAGAAAAUAUCUGACGAAGAAGUUACGGAAUUGCAGAAUAAAUAUGAAAUUUAAUGUGUUUUAAUUGUAAAAGUGCUGGAUAUAUUAAAAGUAGGUAAGUCGGUUUUAAGUUUUGAAGAAAACAUGCACAGAACAUAGAUUUCCAAAAGUUUCAUUUAUAUUUUAAAAUAUAGAUUAUUAUAAUUAAA
Molecule: messenger RNA, 1806 nt
Organism: Nylanderia fulva
Lineage: Eukaryota; Metazoa; Arthropoda; Insecta; Hymenoptera; Formicidae
Gene: spag
Product: RNA polymerase II-associated protein spaghetti
Cellular component (GO): protein folding chaperone complex
Molecular function (GO): protein binding
Source: RefSeq, a predicted model, not a curated record